Notothenia coriiceps (black rockcod) is the source of this 1714-nucleotide messenger RNA. It is a transcript of the gene wdr82, whose product is annotated as WD repeat domain 82. Gene Ontology annotation, cellular component: Set1C/COMPASS complex. The transcript has 9 exons. NCBI's taxonomy places the organism in Eukaryota, Metazoa, Chordata, Actinopteri, Perciformes, Nototheniidae. Gene Ontology annotation, molecular function: protein binding; chromatin binding. The record is from RefSeq and is a predicted model, not a curated record. The coding region runs from base 240 to 1181 and encodes 313 amino acids.
GUGAUGCGCGUCCCCGACGUGUGGAAGGAAGGCGGUGCGUCUUUUCCCUCCCUCCUAUUCCGAGGAUCACCAGUAUUACAGGCGGGCUUUUGUAGUUGUUUUUGAACUAUUAUACUUGUAAAAAUAACUGUUAGCGCCAUUGCAGUUCACAUAUAUAUAUCCGAAUUCUAAUAACGGACAUCCGUAAACCGAUUUACAGUAGAACGAGGGCCUGCUUCCUCUCAGCAGUAGAGGCCAUCAUGAAGCUGACGGACAAUGUGCUGCGGAGCUUCAGGGUGGCUAAGGUGUUCCGAGAAAACUCAGACAAAAUUAAUUGUUUUGACUUCAGUUCAAACGGAGAAACGAUUAUUUCCAGCAGCGACGACGAUUCCCUAGUCUUGUACGACUGUCAAGAGGGAAAACCCAAGAGGACCCUCUACAGCAAAAAAUAUGGAGUGGAUUUGAUCAGAUACACACAUGCUGCAAACACUGUGGUCUACAGUUCCAACAAAAUCGAUGAUACAAUCCGGUAUCUGUCCCUUCAUGACAACAAAUACAUCCGCUACUUUCCUGGGCAUAACAAAAGAGUGACCUCGCUCUCCAUGUCUCCUGUGGACGACACAUUUAUUUCUGGUUCGUUAGAUAAAACAAUCAGACUGUGGGAUUUGCGGUCACCUAACUGCCAGGGCCUGAUGCACCUCCAGGGGAAGCCAGUGUGCUCGUUUGAUCCAGAGGGUCUUAUUUUUGCUGCCGGAAUAAAUUCAGAGAUGGUUAAACUUUAUGAUCUGCGGUCGUUUGACAAGGGUCCUUUUGCAACCUUCAAGCUUCAGUAUGAUCGAACGUGCGAGUGGACGGGACUCAAAUUUAGCAAUGACGGGAAACUCAUUCUUCUUUCUACAAAUGGUGGAGCUCUUCGUGUCUUAGAUGCUUUUAAGGGUGCUAUUAUACAUUCCUUUGGGGGCUACAACAACAGUAAAUGUGUAGCACUGGAGGCAUCGUUCACGCCGGAUUCUCAGUUUGUAAUGAUUGGCUCUGAGGACGGAAAGAUCCACGUGUGGAAUGCAGAGAGCGGCAUGAAGGUGGCUUUAUUAGACGGGAAGCACACGGGACCCAUCACCUGCCUGCAGUUCAACCCAAAGUUCAUGACGUUUGCAAGUGCCUGCUCCAACAUGGCAUUCUGGCUCCCGACCAUCGAUGACUGAUGAAGGCAAAGUGAAGGCUUCUGUUGGAGGCCAGAGACAGAGCGAGCAGCAGGGGUCAGCACAACCAGCACGGUGUACAUUUCACAGGAAGUGCUGUCUGUUCAAUACAAUUUGUAAAUAAGUUCACAGAAAUAGAUCAAUUGUCUAUUCUUUUUUUAUAUUUUAUAUUUAACAUUAAACUGUUUCUUUGUACGAUUUUGAGUUUGUCUUUUUCAUUACUGUGGUGUGUGUGUUACACAGGUCAGAGAGAGUCCAGUGUUGCCAGAAGUAAUUGAUCUUAUUGAGCCACUGACUCAAAGAAAAGAAAAUGUAAUUGAAUAUGUUUUGUAUUUUUGUCCUGAUUCACUUUGGUAUCGGUUUAGAUAGUCAGAUUAAAGAAAAUGGUUGACACAUGAAGAGGAAAUAGUGAACUACUAUAAAUGUCAAUGCUAUUUAAAUUACAAUCUUACAACACUUUUGAAAAGUACAAAUGAUGUUUUUUCUUUUGUAAAAUAUUUAUUCAAGCAUUAAAUCUGUUUGUUUGAUAAGUCUUA